Molecule: messenger RNA, 982 nt
Organism: Salvia hispanica
Lineage: Eukaryota; Viridiplantae; Streptophyta; Magnoliopsida; Lamiales; Lamiaceae
Source: RefSeq, a predicted model, not a curated record
AUGACCCUGAGAAGUGGCAGCGGGCAGGCUUGCGCAGCGUGCAAGUUCCAGAGGCGGAGGUGCACCCCCCAAUGCCUCCUUGCACCCUUCUUCCCAGCCGAUCAACCUCACGUGUUCCAAAGUGUUCACAGGCUGUUCGGCGUCAAACACAUACAGAAACUGCUCAAGGAGCUCCACCCUGAUCAGAGACUCAUGGCCAUCAAGUCCGUCAAAUUCCACGCUGCAAUGCGUGAGAGGAACCCCGUCUACGGAUGCUUGGUCGAAGUUCAGAAUCUCGCUUCUCAGGUUCAGCUAGCUGAGGAGGAACUCCAUGCAGUCCUGCAACAAUUAUUUUACUAUCGCCAGCAGCAACAACAACAACAACAACAACAAGACACGUCGCCAGGAGAUGAUUACCUCUCACAAUUGCAGUUAGGCAUGGCGCCUCCUGGGAACACGGCCAUGGCCGCGCUUGUCCAGCAAGACGGCCAAUCAGAGUAUAAUAACCUUGUGGCAACACAAGCCUCUUCUGGUUCCAACAAUGUCAAUGUCAAUGUUGAUUCGUUGUUGAUGCAAAAGACGUGUAGCUAUAGCAACAACAACAACGACUACCACAACAAUAUCAAUUCAAUUGUGAUGCAAUCACACAUGACUACUUCACAAACUAUGCCUAAUGUCCCACAAGACUACAAUGAGAUGUAUUCAUUUUUUGAUAAUAUUGAUGACAGGCAAUCUUACGUUGGCCCCAAGGAAGUAUACGAAUCCAGUUUGGACUCGUCGGUUAGAGAUUGCACACAGUCUGACGAGCACAUGGCAGAGAAUGAACUGAAGAACGCUGCAGCAUGCUUUAGCCUUACAAGCUUCAACUAAUAACAUCAAAAUGGUGGUAAUUCAAGGAAAGAGGCUUGGCCGAUUGGAAGCCAUAUUUAUUUUCUCAAUCACACACAACUUUCAUAAAGUAAGCAUCAAUAGUACAUUUUACUGUUUUCUCUAUUCUCUAAGU